GCCCCUUUGGCGGGGAUGUUAUCUUUGUCACAGUCAGUACCCAAGAAAAUGCCUGAUUGCUGCCACAAAAAUACAUGGCACUGUUGCGCACCAGACAAAACCCUUAUAUCAAUUACAUUCUCUAAACCCUAAUUUUCAAAUUUGUGUCUACCCAUCUAUUUGUCAUACAUCUUCUUCUUCCAGCCUUCUCGCUUCCUACUCAAAUUUUCAAUCCAAAUAGUGCUGCUUCGAAAUGCUUUUUAGGGAUGCAGAAGCUGCUGCAAAAGAGCCCUUCAAGCCCCCUCCUUUGUACUUCUGUUACCACUAGUUUUCUUUCUUCGUCUUGUAUAAAUAAACCCAGAAACUAUUUCUAUUCUCAGUCUAAUAAAAUCCCUUUUCUUUCUCUCACUUUAAAGCCCUGUACCUCUAUCUCAAUGCCAACGGCCACAGUUGGUGGGGGCAGCUUUUCUCUUGCAGCUUGCAUAGCAAAAAGGGCCAAACCCACACUACCUUACCGCUUGUCUUAUAGUGGCUGCUGCUGUGCUACCGGCAACAGAGCAAAAAAAACUCCUCCUUUUCGUGGUUGUGUUGUGUCACGGCCUGCGUGGAACCACACAGCGGCUGGGGCUGGUUUGGAGGGACCUGCAACUCCUGCUGUUUCAGUAGCUGAAGCAUUGAAGAGAUGUGAUGGUGGAGACUGUGAGAAACAAGAAAAAAAUGAAAAGGGCUCAGAGGAAACGACGGUGAGGAUGAAUAGGCGGCAGAGGGGGUCAAGUGAGGGGGUGGGUAACGCUGAUUUGUUGACAAUUCCAGGGGUGGGGCCAAAGAAUUUGAGGAAGCUGGUGGAGAAAGGGUUACGGGGAAUGGCAGAGCUCAAGCAGCUGUAUAAGGAUAAGUUUCUGGGGAAGGCUAAUGAGACAAUGGUUGAGUAUUUACAGAGUUCUGUAGGAAUUAUCCACAAAAAUCAUGCUGAGAGCAUAACAACUUUCGUCAAAGAGAGUGUGGAUGAAGAGUUAAAGGAUGUAAACACAGAAGUGAAAACUGCAUCAAAGAAUCGAAUCACAUUUUGUGUUGAAGGAAAUAUUAGCGUUGGGAAGACAACAUUUCUUCACAGAAUAGUUCGUGAUACGAUUGAGCUUCGCGACCUUGUUGAAGUGGUGCCAGAACCCAUUGAUAAGUGGCAGGAUGUUGGUCCUGACCACUUCAAUAUUCUUGAUGCAUUCUAUGCUGAACCGCAUAGGUAUGCCUAUACCUUUCAGAAUUAUGUGUUUGUCACAAGGGUGAUGCAAGAGAGAGAGUCAUCUGGUGGAGUAAAGCCACUCAGGUUGAUGGAGAGGAGUAUUUUUAGUGACAGAAUGGUCUUUGUACGAGCUGUGCAUGAAGCAAAGUGGAUGAAUGAGAUGGAGAUCAGCAUUUAUGACUCAUGGUUUGAUCCAGUUGUCUCAGUUUUACCUGGCCUUAUUCCUGAUGGUUUUAUCUAUCUUCGAGCAAGCCCUGAUACUUGCCACAAGAGAAUGAAGCUGCGGAGGAGAGCAGAAGAGGGUGGUGUCAGCCUAGACUAUCUCCGUGACUUGCAUGAAAAGCAUGAGAGCUGGCUUUUCCCUUUCCAAAGUGGUAAUCAUGGAGUUUUAUCUGUCAGUAAGCCACCCCUACAGUUGGAUAAUGCUUUACAUCCUGAAAUUAGAGAUCGUGUGUUUUAUUUGGAAGGCAACCAUAUGCAUUCAAGUAUUCAAAAGGUGCCUGCUUUGGUUCUUGAUUGUGAAGCCAACAUUGAUUUUAGCAGAGAUAUCGAAGCAAAGGAGCACUAUGCACACCAAGUUGCAGAGUUCUUUAAAUAUGUGAAAAACAGGAAAGAAGUUUCACCCUCAAAACCUGGCGAAGGUGGUCUUAACAGCAACCGACAGGUGUUGCUGCCGCAUGAAGGUGGAUUGUUUUUACCUAGCAAAAGGCACUUCCCAGAGUCUGCUCUCAAAUCUUUAGAUUUUAGACGAACAAUGUCAUUCAUGUCUGGUCAGUGAUUGUUUGUCUGGACUUCUUUUCCAACUGCAUGUCUGCAAUCAUCUGAUGUGACAUGUUUGGGUGCUCUGUUCGUGUAAAGAUGUUCACUGUAGGCUUUAAAGUGUAGAGAUGUUCGUCUUGUUGAAUGCUUUGGUAAUCUAAUGUGUGAUUGUUGAAGCUUUAUUUCUACUGAAAAUGGUUGCGUUGGGAAGGUAUAGUAAUGAAAUUGGAGUGCCAACUUUAGUCUUUCA
Molecule: messenger RNA, 2228 nt
Organism: Hevea brasiliensis (rubber tree)
Lineage: Eukaryota; Viridiplantae; Streptophyta; Magnoliopsida; Malpighiales; Euphorbiaceae
Exons: 5
Coding region: 246-1997 (583 amino acids)
Cellular component (GO): cytoplasm
Molecular function (GO): deoxynucleoside kinase activity
Source: RefSeq, a predicted model, not a curated record